Mercenaria mercenaria is the source of this 562-nucleotide messenger RNA. RefSeq lists its product as uncharacterized. The record is from RefSeq and is a predicted model, not a curated record. The coding region runs from base 92 to 505 and encodes 137 amino acids. NCBI's taxonomy places the organism in Eukaryota, Metazoa, Mollusca, Bivalvia, Venerida, Veneridae. The transcript is spliced from 3 exons. Gene Ontology annotation, cellular component: mitochondrion.
GGGUUAAUUUAAACAAGUUGUCGGUGUCCUUGGGCUAGGGAUAAUUAUAUUUUAGAUAGUCUCAUGUAUUGAAUUUGCUUUUACUAAGACGAUGCCAGAGGUGCAGACCACCAAGGGAAGUGCAGUCACAUCAUGGGACCCGUGGAAAAUGUUUGAUGUGACACCGCAAGAGCUUGAGCAAGUGAAAAAGCGGAAGGCUCUGGCAGCAGAGAAAAAAGCAGAAUUUAGAAUGAUAAAAAAUAACCCUGCCUUCCUCGUCAACGGUGGACGAGGAGGUCAUAUUACGGACCCUGCAUUACAAAGAUGGGAUGCGGCAAGAGCUACAUAUGGUGAUUUCUUCAGAGUUAACAAAAGGAACACAAAGUGGCUGUUUGGAGCAUAUAUAAUACCUAUAUUUGUUACAUAUGCAAUAGCUUCACGGGAAAUUCGUAUACGUGAUGAAAAGAAUCGCCGAGGGGAAAUUCCAAUGAAGGACAAGUGCUUUAGAGCAUUUUUAUUUAUAUAGAGAGUUUCCAUGUUACCAGCCUUUUAUUAAAUUAUCACAGGUCUUUUUUUAACAAAA